Talaromyces stipitatus ATCC 10500 is the source of this 861-nucleotide messenger RNA. RefSeq lists its product as uncharacterized. The record is from RefSeq and is a predicted model, not a curated record. The transcript has 2 exons. Lineage: Eukaryota; Fungi; Ascomycota; Eurotiomycetes; Eurotiales; Trichocomaceae. Bases 1 to 861 code for a protein of 286 amino acids.
AUGUUUGCAUUGUUUUACUACCCUGAGGGUCGGGUCGCACCAUCAACGACCCUCCCCUUAUGGAGGGUCAGGGUAGGGGCUGACGACCCAAGAACCUCCGUGGUCCGGGUCGCGGUCCGGGUCGUCAGGGUGACCCGCGGGUCGUGGCGAGCACUAGCCCAAGAAGAGAUUGAGCUGGGAACACCAUAUAGGCUUAAACGAGAGCCAAUGUGGCUCAAGAGAGCCAAGACUAUACAGGCUAGCAACCAGAGAUUUGCCACGUUUGUGAUCACAGUAGGUUCCUUAGAGGAAGCUCGAACACUGAUCAAUAAAGGCAUCAAGUUUGGUGGCCGGCAUCAUCGAGUAGCACCUUAUUGGGAGUCAAAUCCUGAGAGUAUCUGCCCCCGAUGCUGCGGAAUCGGCCACUCCGGCUUCAUGGCUUGUGGUGGCAGGCCUCCUAGAUGCGCGAUCUGCGCAGGUGACCAUGAGGCGAUAGAGCACUCAUGUACAGUAGUGGAUUGUAGGGUUGGCCCAGCCAAACCUUGCCAACACACGGUGAUCAAGUGCGUCAACUGCGAAGGUGCACGCGAGGCCACAUCUGCUAAGUGUCCUAGAGCUAGAGAGGCUCGUCAAAGGGCCGUCCGGAGAAUGAGGGAACGAUCCUUACAAGACCUCAUCCCUUCAGAUGAGAUAUUCGCGAUAGUCCCUCCAAGACCAGUACUGACCUCGGAGGAGAGAUCUGAACAGCCUCCAGAAGAAGAGACACUGACUCGAGAGAACGAAGGAGAUUUGCUACCUGUGAUGCAAUUAGAGGCUGAUAUUCACGAGUCAGAGCUAGAGCCUACCCCAGCCACCGAAGCGCCUCAGAGCGAGGAGCUAUGA